AUUUGAAUUUACUUGGACUGAUUUAUUUCCGAAUAUGUUUUGAGUAAAUUUUUCUCAACAAUGUCUAUAAAUAUGGUUGAUAAGCAAAACCAAAUUGAUGAACAACAAAAAUGGGGAUUGGAGGUAUAGGCGCCAGCACCAAACGGCGAGUAGAAAUCCAUCCGUACCGGAGCCAAUCGCCGCCACUGUUGCACCAACCACCGCCUCCGCCGCCACAAUUCUCCCCUGCAGUUUACAGAGCCAUAUUACUAGCCGCGGCGGUCGGCCUAAUGUACGUUGUUCUCGGCCAAUCCGAUUCUCCCCCUCCGCAGCUCCCAAUAUCGCCUCCAUCGUCGCCGCGGGAAGAUUCCACACAAACAAAUCUCUCUCCGGAGAGAGAAAGCGAGGCAUCCUUGUUUCACAUGUUCAAAUCUGAAGAUCUAACGUCUCAGAAAUGGGAGAAGGAUGGGAACGAGUUGGAGUUGAUACUAAGAAAGGCAUCGAUUGAGGAUCGGAAAACUGUGAUCAUAACUACUGUGAAUGCAGCAUGGAUGGAACCGUCUUCCCUAUUCGAUCUAUUUUUGGAGAGUUUCAAAAUUGGGAAUGAGACACAAAAAUUUCUGGAGAAUCUCGUGGUGGUGGCUAUGGAUCAAGAGGCCUAUCAUCGUUGCAAAAUGGUUCACCGCCACUGUUUCGCCCUAACCACCGAGGGCGUCGACUUUUCCGGCGAGGCGAAGUUCAGGAGCGGCGAUUAUCUGGAGAUGAUGUGGAGAAGGAUUGAUUUCCUGCGCUCUGUUCUCGAGAUGGGAUACAGCUUUAUAUUUUCGGAUGUUGAUAUAGCAUGGAUGAGGGAUCCCUUCCCAAGAUUGUACGAAGAGGGCGACAUCCAGAUGGCAUGCGACGUAUUCGUAUUCAACUCCACCAGCCGUUGGAACUUCCCAAACGCGGGCUUCGUGUACGCCAAAUCCAACCCCCGCAGUAUCCAGUUCUACAAAUACUGGGUGGCGAAGAGGGAGGCCGGCAAGCACGACCAAGACGUGUUCUACAAGAUCAAGCACGACCCGUUUAUGGAGGAGAUCGGGUUGGACCUGCGGUUCCUGGACACGGCCUACUUCAGCGGGCUGUGCGAGCCGAGCCGGGAUCUGGAUGAGGUGGUGACGAUGCACGCCAACUGCUGCACCAAAUUGAAGAGCAAGAUCCACGACAUCCGAAUGGUGAUUGAGGAUUGGAAGAAUUAUAAGAUGGGCGGACCCAACAAGUGGUCUGUGCCAAGGAUAUGUGGUGUCCGGAAAGCAGACUUGGAAAAAAUGAAGGCGCUUGCCCGCGCUGCCCACGCUUGAUUUUUUGUUUUCUUUACUUGCCUCUUUCUUCAUUGUUUUCUUUUUUUUAAUUAUUAAGGGCCUCGUGCAUUAAUUGCGUUGUUGUUAUAUAUAAAAGUGCAUGCAUGGUGGUAA
Molecule: messenger RNA, 1433 nt
Organism: Salvia miltiorrhiza (redroot sage)
Lineage: Eukaryota; Viridiplantae; Streptophyta; Magnoliopsida; Lamiales; Lamiaceae
Exons: 3
Coding region: 111-1319 (402 amino acids)
Source: RefSeq, a predicted model, not a curated record